Messenger RNA from Crotalus tigris (Tiger rattlesnake), 754 nucleotides. Its product is annotated as phospholipase A2-like. NCBI's taxonomy places the organism in Eukaryota, Metazoa, Chordata, Lepidosauria, Squamata, Viperidae. The transcript has 4 exons. Gene Ontology annotation, biological process: lipid catabolic process; arachidonate secretion; phospholipid metabolic process. The coding region runs from base 243 to 707 and encodes 154 amino acids. Gene Ontology annotation, molecular function: calcium ion binding; phospholipid binding. The record is from RefSeq and is a predicted model, not a curated record.
CCUGGCAUCAGAGAACUGUCCUUCCUCCAGCCUCUGAAUAAAGAUCUCUUUUUCCUCAGAAGGAAGUGUCUGAAAUUUAUGGAUUCAUAUAUUUAUUUCUGAGAGUAACUAAAAAGGCGCAUUCAGUAAGAGUGUUUAUACACACCCACUGCUUGGCUCAGUUUAACAGCAGAACUACAGGGAGAGUCUACACAGACUGUAGGUGUGCAGACAGAGUGGGGUCAUACGGAGUUGAUCUCCACAUGGAACGCUGGCUGGUGAGACUGCUGCUGUUUCGGGCAGUAUGGAAUGGUGUUAUUGGGAAAAAACACUUUGUGAAUAAAAGGGGACUCAUUGAAUUAUACGGAACCCUACAAUGUGGUACAAACCGAUUUCCUUUUCUCUAUGUAAGUUACGGAUGCUAUUGUGGUCCAGGAGGAAGUGGAUGGCCUAUAGAUGAAACAGAUUGGUGCUGCCAUAGACAUGAUUGCUGUUACGACUUUGCACAACAACAAGGCUGUCAACCUAAAAUACAGGGAUAUAAAUGGACUUGUCAGAACAAUACUGUGAUAUGUGAUGCUGCUCUAGACAAAUGUCAAAAUAUAAUUUGCCAGUGUGACAAAGAAGCGGCUCAGUGUUGGAGAUCUGCACCAUUCAAAAAGAACUAUGCCUUCUGGCCAUAUUAUCUUUGUGGUCAAAUAUAUCCUUCAUGUAGCUAUAGGCAUUAAUAGAUUUUUAUAAUAAACAAUUUAAGACUGAUGCGUUUUUGUUUUAA